GUCGAUGGUUGGUGUUAACUCUUAUGGAGGUUCCAAUCAUACGGCCAAAACCUACCCUGGUUACGGAACGGAGUGGGUUUACUUCCCAGAUGGAGAUGGCGUGCCUCACUUCGUUAAUUUGACCAACACGACUGAUCGGAAACCGUUACGUGUUGGUCAAACUAUGCAUAUUCAAUACAGAUUAUACAUCAGGGGAUUAUCCAACUACAUAAAACUAAACGCAUCAGCACAACAACCCGACCGUAGAAACAUUACCACACUGUUGUCUAACAAACCCGUAAAAUUGGUAACACACGGCUGGAUGGCAUCUGCUGAAGACGGCGUGGUGAUGACCAUCAAGAAUGCUUACUUGAAAAAUAAAGAUGUGGCAGUAAUAGCAGUCGACUGGAGUUAUACGGCGAACGACUAUAACUAUCCGUUAGUAGCGAGGAGCAUAGGAGACGUAGGGACACGCGUUGGACAAUUUUUAGACGUGUUCUGUGACAUGUAUAAUAUUUCCGGCGACAGAUUGCAUUUAAUCGGACACAGCCUAGGAGCACAUCUGAUGGGUAUCACUGCGUCGAAAGCUAAUGUGACAGUAGGAAGAGUCACCGGCCUUGAUCCAGCACGACCUCUCUUCGAGUAUCCAAAUACACUGAAAACGUUGCCCCUGACCUCAUCAGUUGCGGUGUUCGUAGACGUGAUACACACGUGUGGUGGAGCCCUGGGCAUCCAAAAUAACAGUGGCCAUGCUGAUUUUUACCCCAACGGCGGUAAAUCACCACAACCUGGUUGUGACAGUGGUGACAUUCCAGAGUCAUGUAGUCAUUCGGGAGCCCACAUGUAUUUUUCGGAAUCCAUUGGUAAUCCUACUGGUUUUCCUGCUUGCCGAAGCAAAAAUUGGAUGGAAUAUUUAAAUGGCACUGAAUGUAAACAGCAGACAUAUAUGGGAGAGAAUGCCGAUAGAAAUUCAAAAGGGCAAUAUUACUUAAAAACAAAUGCAAAAGCACCCUUCGCUACUAAUAAUCAAAAUUUUGAGAUGUAAAUAAAGACAUUCUUUAGACAUCCCGAGCUUGUUUCCAAG
This is a messenger RNA of Cydia fagiglandana, 1063 nucleotides long. RefSeq names its product pancreatic triacylglycerol lipase-like. Lineage: Eukaryota; Metazoa; Arthropoda; Insecta; Lepidoptera; Tortricidae. The record is from RefSeq and is a predicted model, not a curated record. Bases 5 to 1024 code for a protein of 339 amino acids. The transcript has 4 exons. Gene Ontology annotation, molecular function: lipase activity. Gene Ontology annotation, biological process: lipid catabolic process.